Molecule: messenger RNA, 1401 nt
Organism: Guillardia theta CCMP2712
Lineage: Eukaryota; Cryptophyceae; Pyrenomonadales; Geminigeraceae
Exons: 2
Biological process (GO): phosphatidylinositol dephosphorylation
Cellular component (GO): endoplasmic reticulum
Molecular function (GO): phosphatidylinositol-4-phosphate phosphatase activity
Source: RefSeq, a predicted model, not a curated record
AAGAGAAUUUUCGGUGUUCUUGGGAUGGUCGAUUUGUCUCACGCGACUUAUCUCAUCAUCAUUUCAAACUAUACGUGUACUGGACAGCUUCCUCAGGGUCAGAUUUUUACUGUGACAGGCAUCGAAAUACUACCUGUGUCUUCCGGUCCUCCGAUCCCAGAAGACGAAGACGAAAUGCGUAAUGUCGAUGACAGAGAAUACUCGACGCUCCGAGAGCUGUUCAGUAGCUACCAAUUAUUCUUUUCACCAGAUUUCGACGUCGCAAAAUCUCAACAAAGGCUUUCCUUUAAUUGCUCGCAGAACAUAUCUGACGGCUUUGUAUGGAAUUUCAAAAUUCUCAGUAAUUUGAACAAAGGAGACCCACCCAAAAGGUUCAAGUCAGGCUCCAUUCUUGUGCCGGUUGUAUGCGGAUUUUGUAAAAUUGUCACAACAAAAGUCAAAAGUCAAUCUUGCACCCUCGCCUUAAUAUCAAGAAGAUGUCGGUUCAGAUCAGGAGUACGUUUUUUCAGUCGAGGUGUUGACGAGAAUGGUUAUGUCUCGAACUUUGUUGUGAGUGAGCAGAUUCUGGUAUCCCAAGGCUUCACAAGUAGCUACGAGCUGAUCCGAGGUUCGAUUCCUUUGUAUUGGCAGGAAAGAGAGGCACUUGUUACACUCAAACCAACUCCAACGCUGAUCCAAGGACCUCAUGACGUUGCUAUGAAGAAGCACUUUGCUUUCUUGAAUGCAAAUUAUGGUGACAUUGGAGUUCUGAAUUUGAUAGAUCAUCACGGCGUUGAAGGAGAGAUCUGCAAAGCCUACGGUAAAUACAUGAUGAAGGAGAUGGAAGAAAAUUUGAAGGUUGUCAUUUACGAGCCAUUUGACUUCCAUAAGCAUUGUGGCAAAUCAGCCACAGGAGAAUCGCGUGAACAGAUCACAAAACUUCUGAAGAAGAUCGAUUCCUUGUGUCAUAACAACGUGCACCUUGUUCAACAUGAAGAAAGUCAGACAGCUCAAGUCAGAAUGCAGCAGAACUCUUUUUUUCGCGUAAAUUGCAUUGAUUGCCUGGACAGAACAAACGUCCUACAAGCUGCCAUUGGAAAGAAGGUUCUGUUAGAACAAUUGCAACGACAUGGUUUGCUGGGGGAGCGAGACAUCGAUGCUUGUCGUUAUGCUUCUCAGCAUGGAUAUGAUCUCCCCUUUCCCAAGCUGGAGUCAUCCUUUAGAGAGAUCUGGGCUGAUAUGGGCGAUGCAAUCUCACAUCAAUAUGCUGGAACGGGGGCACUGAAAGGAGAUUUUACUCGAUCCGGCAAGCGAACCAUGACCGGAAUUCUAGCAGAUGGGUUUGCUAAUGUCAAGCGAGCGGUUCAAAACAAUUUUGCUGAUGUCUACAAGCAACGGGUGAUAGAUUAUCUGCAAGGCAAU